ACCCUUUCGCGUAAGUGUAGUGGCUCACCGGAUUCCGUCUCCCACUCGCCUCUGCUUCCGCACACUCCUGUGGCCCCCCAUCCUCCUGCGACGCCCCAUUCUCCGGAAGCUCCGCAUCCCAGGCGAGCAGAGGCGUCGCCUGCGGAUGAACGGCCGUAACGAGGCCGGCGAAGCCAUAUCGGCGACGCGGAUCCGGGCGGAACUCCACCUUCGCCGCCCGCGGCAAGACGGCUCUAGCGAGGUGAGCCCAGGAGACCGCACCACCGUCUGUCACCAGGCCCUCCUCUUGUCCGCGCGUCCGCAGAUGUCCAAAUACUCCCGAGAAGGGGACUUCCGAGCUGGAGACUCGGGGACGUCAGACCCACUCCUGUACAUCUUGGACCGUAGCGUAACGACGCUCGAGUGCCUGUGCCAAGUCGAGCUCCCACACCAAACGCUCUGCGACCGCCACAGCUCCCACCCUAGGCGCCGCAACCGGCCGUUGGUACAGGUCCGUGCCCGUGUUCUCAAGGAACUGUCGGUCAGCCUGCGCCGUCGCAGCCGCCGUCUUAGCACUCGCACGCGUCAAAAGCCACCCACCCAAUACCGUAUUCACAAUCCGUACCGAACCAGCCGGCACCGAGACCACCGCGUUCCACAACAGCGCACCUCGCCGCCGACCACGCGCACCCACCUCCGCGUCAUCCCGGUCGUCGUCCGUGUUGUCGUCCAGGAUGUUGACCUGGGCGUUGCCCUGGGUGUUGAUACCUUCUUACUCUCAUGUGCUUUCUUACUCUCAUCUGUUGUGUCCAAUGUUUUGUUCUCUGAUGUUGUGUCCAAUAUCUUCUUACCUCCGGUCUUGCUUCCUGUCUUGUCUCCGUUCUUGCUCCGUGAAGUGUUCUGGUCCAGUGUCUCACGGAAAUCGAUGUAA
Messenger RNA from Gregarina niphandrodes, 910 nucleotides. RefSeq lists its product as hypothetical. The record is from RefSeq and is a predicted model, not a curated record. The transcript has a single exon. The annotation marks the transcript as partial. NCBI's taxonomy places the organism in Eukaryota, Apicomplexa, Conoidasida, Eugregarinorida, Gregarinidae.